Molecule: messenger RNA, 759 nt
Organism: Closterium sp. Naga37s-1
Lineage: Eukaryota; Viridiplantae; Streptophyta; Zygnematophyceae; Desmidiales; Closteriaceae
Source: the annotation of a GenBank genome assembly
AUGACCGCAGCGACCGCCAUGUCCGGGAACCCCGCGUCGCCUCCCGCGUCGCCUCGCGCUUCGGCUCCAGCUUCGGCUCCUUCCCUGUUGUCCCUCACACAUUCUAAUACCACGCGCUUCACGCAAAUACCACCCCAAUACGACGCUACCGCACAUUCCCCUCACGACGAGCCCUGCCCCACACCACCACUAGCUCGACUCCUCGUGCGGGGCGCUGCCGUUGGAGCCGUAGCCCUCGUUCUGCUAGUCGCUCUCCUUGCCACGUGUCACGCUGUGGGAAGCGAGUCCUACCGCUACUACCCGGCGCGCUCUCCUGUGUCGCCGAGCUUCUCGCGGAGGUCGCUAGCAGCAGGAGGAGGCGGUGCCGCGUCUGGUUCGGGCGGGAAGCUAACUCCGGGAUUCGUGGCAAAUAUCACGGCGGGAGUGAAGGUGGUGAUUGCGAGGGUGUACGCGAUAAAUAAGGGCCGCGCUAAAACGAAGAUGACGGAUUCCUGCGCCAAUGACUGCCUGUCUCUGAUGGCCACGGCGCUAGAUCAUCUAACCCACGUGUCCACGGCGCUCAAGACGCACAGCAGCGCGAGUGACGUGCCAUACUGGCUGACCGCAGCGCAGGACCAGGUCACCACGUGCCUGGACGGGUUCAGAGAGUUUUCCCCAUCGACGCUCGCCACACCCGUCGGAAAAUCUCUCCAGGCACAUGGCAGACAGGUCAAGAAAUCUCUGGACAGAGCGAUUAAAUUGUCGCUUCACUCUGCAUGA